AUGCGUAAGACAGCUGUGAUAUUCAUCGAGAGAGCCUCUCCAGCGACAUUGACUGAUUUCAAAGAUGCACUAUCGGAUAGUUUAUUAGCAUUUCUAGAACCUUGGUCAGUCGAUUUCAGAACUUACAGAUGUUUGAUCAAAAACCUGCCUGAAGGCACAUCAAAAUUGAUGUGCUCGAUAACCUUUUCCCAUCAUGAAAAGAGAACCGUUUUAAUAAAGGACAAAACUGCACUUGUGACUACGUCGGCUCCCCAUGACGUUCCCAAAGAUCUUGUAGCCAACGUAUGCUGUGCAGGAACUCCUGAAUCAAUUGACAAUAUUCUCGCGAGUAGGCUUUCUAAUAUCUGGACCCAGAGACAGAGCAUCAAAGGUGAAGCAGGCGAAACUUUCGAAACGACUGGAAUGUUAGUGAGAGCAGCCAAUUUGUUCAGUUACACAGGCUUCAAAGGGCUUCUAAUUGAAUUGACUUCCAAUGAGAAUGCCACCAGUGAGCAAUUCAGAGCGAACGUUGAAAGGAUACGAAACCUUUUACAAGGAAUUGGUAUGAAGGAUGCCAAAAUCUCUGGAGAACUUCUGGACCCUUCAAAGAGUAAUUAUAUAUCUGAUUUGGCGUACCAGUAUGUCCGUGUAUUAGAAUUUUGA
Molecule: messenger RNA, 642 nt
Organism: Torulaspora delbrueckii
Lineage: Eukaryota; Fungi; Ascomycota; Saccharomycetes; Saccharomycetales; Saccharomycetaceae
Gene: SRB2
Product: Srb2p
Exons: 2
Coding region: 1-642 (213 amino acids)
Biological process (GO): regulation of transcription by RNA polymerase II
Cellular component (GO): mediator complex
Molecular function (GO): transcription coregulator activity
Source: RefSeq, a predicted model, not a curated record